Messenger RNA from Cajanus cajan (pigeon pea), 2957 nucleotides. The record is from RefSeq and is a predicted model, not a curated record. Lineage: Eukaryota; Viridiplantae; Streptophyta; Magnoliopsida; Fabales; Fabaceae.
AAUAGCAAUAGCCGCUUAUUAUUAUUAUUACGCAUAAAAGAGCAUCAUUCCAAAACCCAGAACCCCAAAACACAGGACAAGUGUUCACUCACUCUACACUCCACAGACACAGUAUAAGCAUCACACUCACUCACACUCACACUCACACUCACACUCCCCAACCUAAAUUAAUUUCCGCCUCUGUAACGUUCCCAUGGAAACAAUGCGUGCGUCAGACACAGGAAAUUCCUCAUUUUGCUCUCAGUCUUGCGGUUCUUGGCCAAGUGUACUUGUUGCUGAAAUGGAUAAAACGGCUGAUGGCGAGGACAGACAGGAUAAAGGGUGUAAGAACAAGAGAAAAUUAACUCAUCCUUCUAUACUUCCUGCUAGUUUUCCAUCCUCUCUGACUGAGUUCCCUCGGUAUGAAUUAUCUGAUUCACAAAAUGGCUUAAAUGAAUUUAGUUCAUCAGUGUUGUGGCCAGAUUUGUUUAAAGAUGAAGAACCUGAACUGUAUAUGCACGAGCUUGUGGAUUGGAAUGAUCCUAUUGCAAGCCAGCUUGAGGAAUUACUGUUGUCCAAUUUGCAAGCAAUUUUCCAUGGUGCACUUAAGCAGGUUGUUGAAUUAGGCUUUGAUGAAAAAUUGGUCGAGAUGUCCCUUUCUAGGAAGGCCCUAUACAUGGAGGAAGGAGACCCUGUCUCAAAUAUUGUACGUGAGACGGUGAAUGUUUUGAAGGGGAAAGAUGAAAUUAUUACAGAUUUUGUAUUUGAUAAAUUUCAGCACUUGCUGCAUUACACUAUGGUGGAGAUGAUCAGUGUAGUUCGUGAAGUCAGACCCUCCUUGACUGUUGGUGAAGCAAUGUGGCUUUUGCUGAUAUGCGACUUGAACCUUUCACUGGCCUGUGCAGUGGAAGAUCGUCCAACUGUUGUUUGUAAUGGGGAAAACACUGUCAGUUCUUCCGUUCCCCAAUCUAAGUCAGAGGUCCGAAGCUCUGAUAUUAAUUCAAAUUGCAGUUCACCAACUUUCCAGAAGGACUUGUCUGCCAAUCACCAGAAUCAGAAGUUUGAAGAACCUAAGUUUGGAAGUUUCCUUAAUCCACCCAAGAAUCAAAAUCCUCAUGCUUCAGGAGGUGUAAAACUUAAGGCGGAGAAUGUUUCAUUGUCAAUUAAUGCAGAGAAGUCCUCUGGAACUCCAGGGAUUCCUCCUCAUGAAUGUAAAGGAUCUUGUUCUAAGCGACAUAACAGAAAAGAAAUAUCAGCACUUAGGCAGAAAUUCCUUCACAUGGAGAAAACUUACAGGACUUGUGGAAAAGGGGGUUUUAAAUCAGGGAAGAUUGCAAGUGUUGGUGGUUUGGUUGUUGAAAAAAGACUGAAGCCACCAUCUGAAAUUCCUAAUCAGCAAAUGAAAUCUGUCUCCUCAAAUAUGAUAAGCACAAAAGGAGUUCAUUCAACUGAUGUAAUGUGCCAUGUUUCAAUCAAUGAUGCAUCUGCUUUACCUGCACGAAAUAGCUCUGGAACAUUACCUGCAAAGGAUACAAUAUCUACUUCUCCCAUGGUGAAUGCAAAUACUUCAACAACAGGCAAUACGUCCAAACCAAAAUCUGAUCUAAGCUUUUCUGUCAAAAUUCUGGAUUACUGCGCUGGCAUUCCUUUUGAUGAGGCUUUGGGUAAGUAUGUCCCGCGAGAUGAGAAGGAUGGGCUAAUUUUGAAGUUAAUAUCUCGAGUGCAAGAAUUGCAGAAUGAGCUAAAAGGCUGGAACAACUGGACAAACCAGAAAGUUAUGCAGGUUACCAAUAAGCUUUGCAAACUACAGGGUGAGUUUAAAACUCUUAGGAAGGAGAAGCAAGAUGUUGAACUGUUGAAAAAAGAUAAGAAAAUUGUGGAGGAGAAUGCUGUGAAGAGGAUAUCUGAGAUGGAGAAUGCCAUGGAAAAUACUAAAAGGCAAAUUGAGGGUGCGGCUUCUACUACUCUUGUGCUAGAGACAGAAAACUCCUUGCUAAAGAAGGAGCUGGAUGCUGCUAAGUUGUGGGUUGUAAAGUCAAUGACAAGCCAUCAACAAGCACUGGAGAGAGAGCAGCUGGCUCUUAAACAGGCCCAGGCAUGGGAAAGCCAGAACAGUUUGCUUCGAGAUGAGCUUGAGAGAGAGAAGCACAAAUUAUUUAAUCUGCAACAGGAGCUACACAAAGAGAAGAAUCUUCAAGCCAAGGUUGAGGGUAGAUUGGCAAAAGAGAGAGCUGCGAAAGAAAAGCUACUUGCACAGGUUGCAUCCAUUAAAAAGGUGAGAGAACAACUUGAACAGCGCAUGAAAUCUGAGGAGGAUAUGAUUAGAAAGAAGGCAGCUACUGAUCUGCAGAAAUAUGUGGAAGAUAUUGGAAAGCUAGAGAAAGAGUUGGUUGACUUGAAACUAAAAUCUGAUUCUGAAAAGAUAGCUGCACUUCGUAGGUGUGUUGAAGAAAGGAAUGAUAGUUUCUCAAGAACCAGCAAGAGUACUCCAAACAUGAAGGGAAUUAAGACAUCUGAUACGUCCCAAACAGUGGUGAGUUGCCAAGACAAAGUGGCUGCUAGAAGUUUGAGGCAGGAGCAGGAGUGUGUCAUGUGCCUAUCAGAGGAGAUGUCAGUAGUUUUUCUGCCAUGUAAACAUCAGGUUGUGUGUCCUGAAUGCAAUGAGCUCCAUGAGAAGCAAGGGAUGAAGGACUGCCCUUCAUGUAGGACCCCAAUCCAACGUAGGAUUCAUGCUAGAUUUGCUCGCCAUUAGAGACAGUAUAGACUUUCCUGAAUGGAUGGGAAUCGUAAAGAAGUACAUCAUGUGUUUCCCCCUUCCCUUCCAAAAGCAAAAGGAAAUAAACAAGAAAGAAAAACAGAAUAGAGAAAGAAAGAACUGUCCUUAGAGACAGUUGAGAGUGUAAAGACCCUUUAUGCUUUUAUAUUUGGAAACAUAAAUCAGCACAAUGAGUUUUUAUAUAAUAGAGUAACUUGGAUGA